Argiope bruennichi is the source of this 5536-nucleotide messenger RNA. RefSeq lists its product as uncharacterized. Bases 138 to 3332 code for a protein of 1064 amino acids. Lineage: Eukaryota; Metazoa; Arthropoda; Arachnida; Araneae; Araneidae. The transcript has 4 exons. The record is from RefSeq and is a predicted model, not a curated record.
GGGAACCGAAACUUUUAUUGCAACUACUGAAACGUGAACUGUUCAAAACAUUAUGGAAUGUAAUCACAACUGAAAUGUUUAGCUGACUUGGAAAAGGGAUUUAUACUGUUUUCUAUAUAAAAUACUGCUAUUGAACAAUGGCCAAUGAUAUAGCUUCUCUUUUUCCCAAAAUGGAUCGCAACGAACUCAUAUAUGCAGAAUUCAUUAAAGAUAAAAUACAAAAGAAUGGUGGUUCUCUGAAGUUCCAGCAUAUAUCUGGUCAGUUAUCUCAACUUGAGCACAAUGUUCGAUCUGCUAUUGGUGCAGGCUCUAAGGAACUCAUGAAUUUUUUAAAGAAAUAUAAUGAUCUCUUUAUAGUCGAUGAUGGAUUAGUGUCUCUGAAAAGUUCAUCAGGGGAGAAGGAAGCUUCUGCAACUCCAAAAAAUAUUAAUGUAAAUGGCAAAUCUGAAAAGGAAAGUGUGUUUCCUAAAGUAUUGAAUGACGUACCAGGAAUUGUGAUAAAAGUCCAACCUACUUUCGGUUUUAUAGCAAUAAAAGAGCCAAAAGCAUCUGUAUAUUUUACACCCUCUUGUUUUAAUAAUGCAAACAAAACUCUGUUGCCAGACCUUGGAAUUGUUCCUGGUAAAAAGGUGUGCUUGAAUGCAAAAAUUGGAAAUCUUGACUUUGAAUCAAAAUACAAAGCAACAAAAGUUUGGAUACCAGCAAAUGUUGAAAAUGAAGUGUUGCAUCCUGAGGGUUUUCUUCCUAAAGUUCCUAAAACUCGUGAAACCGGGCUUUAUGAUGCUGAUACAUCGGAAGGCAGUGGAACUAUCCAAAAGGUUUUUGACUCAUUUGGAUUUAUUAUUAUUGAUGGUGAUAAGAAUAACACAGUUUUCUUUCAUAAAAAUAAUGUCUGUAAUGUAGAAAAUCUUCAGGAUUUGACUAAAGUUUUUCAUCCCGGAGAUCUGGUUGAGUAUAAAGCGAUUCGUAGUAAAAAGCCAAAUAACAAAGUGCGAUGGGAGGCUACAAAAGUUUGGAUAAGAAAGAAAAGUAAAAAUAAAUCUAAGGAAAAGGGUGAAUCAGCUACAUCAGACUAUGAAUCAAUCGGUAGUCAGAGCAAGAAUUCUAAAUUACAGAAAUCGUCAGAUUUUAAAAAGACAGAAAAUAAAUCUGAGUCAAAAGAAAUUUCAAAUGAAAUUGGUAAAAUAUAUCCUAGUGCUAAAGGUACUGUGAUAAAGUUUGGUGAAAAGGAUUCAAAACUGGCAGAUGCUGAUUCUUGUCUCUUCUAUUUGCAUAAGGUUCAAGUUGAAGAUGUAAGCUGGGAAUUCAGUGAUGGAGAUAGUAUCAGAUUUGAUGGAAUAAAAAUUAAGUCACCUCCUGGCUAUAAAGCUCUGCUUGCCUGGGUUGGUGAUAAGCCUGAUGUGGUUCCAAUAGCUCUUGGUGAUUUUCCUGAACAUACUGAUGAGGAUAUUGAGGAUGCAUCAGAAAAUGAAAGUUGUAUCUCAAAAACAUCUAGUACUUCUGCAUUGUCAGAAACUUACUUAAAUUUAUCAAAAACAAAAGCACAAAAAGUGUAUAGCUCUACUUCAUCAUUAAUUUCUAAUUCUAGUAAAAAGUCACGUAAUAGAUCUAGGUCAAAAGUUAAUGAAAUUGAAAGACAUUCAAAUUACAAUGGGGACGAUUCACAUUCAAUUUCCAGUAAUUCUAGAUCAUCACAGUAUUCUGGAUCUAAUGGUAGACAAAGGAGAUCCAAGUCAAGGAAUUCAAGAGUUGAUGAGAUGAAAAGAUUUCCAAGUUACACUGAGGAAGAUUCUUAUUCAGCAUCCAGCAAUUCUAGAUCAUCCCAUCAUUCUGCAUUUAAUGAAAAUAGACAGAGAAGAUCAAAGUCAAGAAAUUCUCAACUUAAAAAAAAUUACAAAUCUAAUUCUGUUGAUAGUUCUCAUUCUCAGUUAACAAAUUGUAGAUCUAAAGCAUCUUCAAGAGAAAGUGUGAACUCAUUAUCUUCUGAUGUUAAGAUUAAAUUAAAGCCAAAUCCUGAUUUAUUCAAAAAUUGGGGUGAUACUCCUUAUCCAGAUGACAAUGACGAAGUAUCAAAAAUUUAUUUAAAAGCUCAUGGUCGUGAAGGCAUUCAAAGAAAAAACAGUAAUUAUUCCAGCGGAAACAUCAGCUCUGGAAAAUCUAGUCCAUGUUCUGAUGAAAUAGAUCAAGAGAUUGAAAAUACAGCUGAUAAUUUAGUUGCAGAUGAUUUUCCUAUUAAAACUGAUUUAAAUGUGAAUGAUAAAGUUUCUAAUAAUUGUGAUAAGGUAAAAUCAUCCUUUUCAUCUCGUUAUGCUGCAGAAAUUUUCUUAUCAGAUGAAGAUUUUAGUGAUGCUUUGGAAGAAGUUAAUGAAGAUACAUUAGAAACUGCUGCCAAUGACUUAAAUGAAGAGGCGGACACUGAAACUCAAGAAGAAAAACCUAAAUCUUAUAUCAAACGAUUUCAAGACCUCGAGGGUCAUGUGAAAAAAGUGUUUUGUAGAUAUGCAGAGAUUGAAAAUGAGAGAUUAAGAAAGCCUGGCACUUUCUUCUGGAAUGAAAUGUAUCAUAAUGGUGUUCCUGUACCUGAUAAAUUUGAUGAUUUGAAGGAAGUUGUUUCUCAUGGCCAGACUGUGAAAUUUAAUUGUUUUGAAAUUGUUGAUGAUGUAGGUAAUUAUUUUCUGAAAGUAACUGUUGCAUGGAAAGGAAGUAAGCCUGAAAUAACAGAAGAAACACCUGAAGAGUAUAUAAUUAAAAAUAAUAUCUGUUUUAGUGGUAAAGAGAUUUCUACCAGUGAAGAUCUGGUUGACAGGAAUUGCUCUGAGAGCAUGAGACCUCUUAACGUUGAGAGUGCUUUUACUACUACUUCUACUGCACCUCGAAAGUUCUUAACUGUUGCAAGUAUGAGUGAUGAUAAUGAUAGUGAUGAAGAAAAAGAUCAGUCGGAUCCAUCUGAAAAUUCUCAAGGUAUAACGUUAAAAGAAGAUUCUGACUCUAACUUGAACACUCAAGAAUAUGUCAGUUUAAGGGAAAAUAUCCUUUCCAGUUCUAAAAAUAUGGAUAUUCCACAACUAACUGAUGCUAUUAGCAGAAUGUUAGAAAAUUUUAAAAAUUCUCAGAUUGAUUCAAGUACAGUUGCAUCCGAGUUGGUUAAUAUGGUCUUGAAUACAGUAGGACCUGGAAACACCUUAAGUUCCCAAGCAAAUGCAGUUCCUUCUUUUGAAAGUACAGAAACAACUCGGAGGACUGAGAUGACUGAUUCUUCUGCCCAAACAAUAAUCACUGGAAAAAUAUUUUCAGAAAGUUCAUUGUUGGACAGCCUGAAACGACUUGUGUAGAAGAAUUUUUUUAUUCUGGAAUAAUUUAAGACUGCAUUGGGUUAAUGCUUUGUGUUUAAUUUCUUUCCUGAGCAUUUUUCUUUUGUGGUUAUGAAAGUUAUGCAAACUGCAAAGAUGCAGGAAAUCUGCAAUUUAUAUAUAUUUAUGUGUGGAAAAGUGUCCGAAGUACUCCUAAAUUAUUUAUUUAAAAUUACAUUUUUAAAUGUUAUGUGUAAUAUAGCUACAAUUGUUUUAUUGAAUAAAAUUGACAAAUAGGUGUUUGCCAAUUGUUUUGAUAUUUUUUUAUAGAAAGUUUUCUAAUUUUGUUUCUGUCUCUUAUUCAUUUAUUGUAUGUAUAGCAUGAAGUACUUUUCUAGUCAUACAAAUGCAUGAGUAUUGCAUUUUCUUUACUAAAAAUAAAUGUUGCAUUCAGAAUUUCAAACAGCAUAAGUGUUAAUGAACGUUGGAUGUUUUGGCAUGUUGAUGCCUUUAGUUUUAUCUUGCUAGUUUUGUUGGUAAUAGUUCUCAUUUAUAAUUCAAACUGCUGUAAGAAUAAAUUUGUCUCAAUUAUUUACAUAAUUAGAUAUUUAUUUAUUAAAAUUAUCAGUAAAAUUUUUAUGUGAAACUACAAAUGUGGGGAAUUGUAUUAAUAAUAAUAAACAAAAAACAUUUUUUUUUCCAAAUCUUGAUGGACUAUACAAUAAAGACAAGAAUAUGGUUCAAAAUGAAUUUAUUACCAAAGUUAUGUACAAGCAUUGUUACUUUUUGGUACGAUUUCCUAGGAGAUUCAACCAUUUUUUAAAGCAUUGGACGAAAUUUCCGACCUCUUUUCGAAGAACGAUGCAGUGAUUGGAGAUUUCCUUUGUAGUUCUCCAUUAAUUUAAAAUUACUAUUUAAGCAUCUGAGCCAGUUCUUCAGUUCAAAAAGGAGAGGAAAAUCACUGUUGUAAGCCGCAUUUUCAAUGAAGAGAGACGAUGAUUAUAAAACUCAUUUUAGAAAGUUUUGUUCAACAAAUUGAACAAGUCAUUCGAAAGAAACAGAGGAUAUUGGAAUUCUUGACAAUGAGCUAGCCGGCCAAUAUGUCAAAAUUGCAGUUUGGUGUAUGGAUGUUUAGAUAUUCAUACUCCAAUAUCCUUUCCUUAACAGAAAAUAAAGAGAACUUCCAGAUGAAUAAAAAACUUUAAAGGAAUGUUAAGUCCUGUAUGACUUUACUAGCGGCAACAUUCUUCGAAGAGAGGAGCUGAAACCUUGCACGCCCUCAUGAUUGGUUAAAUCUUCAAGGAGAUUAUGCCAAAAAGUAACCAGGUUUGUUUAUAACUUUGGUAAUAAAUUCAUCAUGUUCUUUAUUCUUUCCUCUUCUAUUUUCUAAUAACCCAUUGGAGCUUGGAAAAAAAAAUCAUACAAAUUGUGAUUUAAAAGUGGAAUUCAAGAACUAAAUGUUCUGUACUGGAUCUUAAAUUUUCUUUUUGCUGUAAAAAGUGAAGUAGGGCUGAAAUUUAUUGUUUGAUAUCUGCAUUUAUUUAAUUAGGGAAUGCAUGAAGCAUAAGAGCUGAAUUUUAGUCUUGAAUUUGAAAUAUAAGCCAUAAUGUUUUGAAUGUGAAACAUUUAGAGUUUUUGUUAUUUCUUGUUUAUUGUAACAUCUUGUUGUGCUGCUAUUUAUUUAAUUAGCAUUCAUUUAAAUUGGUGUAUUUAAUGUAAAUGGUAUGAUUAUUGUUACCACCUGAAUUUGGAAACUGAAUAUUUACAUUUUGUAUUUAAAAAUUCAGGUAUUAUUAUUAUUUGCUUUUCUCCCUUGAUUAAAAAAAUAAUUCAUAAGUUUUCCUUUACAUAUAAUUGCAAGUAUAAAAUACAUAGAUUUCUGUAUUUCAUGGUUAAAAUUCAUAGAUUUUAUAACUUACUUGCAUUUUAUCUUUUUAUAAAAUCUUAUGUGAAGUUCUUACUAUCAAAUUUAUGUUAACCCUUCUAUAUGUGUGAGAGAGAUAGAAAGAAUGAUUUUUUAAAGAUAGACGAUGUAAGUUUUGGCACAUUAAGAACAAAAUUGAUUGAUUUCCUAUUUUUAUGGAGUAGAUAUUUUCAUCUUUUAAUAUUUUUUUUAGUACAAAAAUUCACUUUUAUUUUUUUUAAUUACUGUGAUCUUACUUUACAAUACAUAAUUUAUUUAAGUAAAAGAACAUUGCAGUGUUUAUAUAUGCUUAUGUGAAAUUUUUUCUAGAAAAUUACAGAAG